This is a messenger RNA of Rotaria sp. Silwood1, 1395 nucleotides long. The record is from the annotation of a GenBank genome assembly. NCBI's taxonomy places the organism in Eukaryota, Metazoa, Rotifera, Eurotatoria, Philodinida, Philodinidae.
AUGAGAAAGAGUAGAUUUGAUCCAUUAGUACCAUUUAUUAAUCAAAAAAACUUUUACAAAAGUAACUUUCUUAAGCAUUAUGAUAGAACCCCAAAAGAUCCAAAAUAUUCGAAUGUAAUCAAAUCCCUUCAAGAAUUAGAUGAUGAUAGUGGUGAUUUCCAAGAAUUAAUUGAAAUAUUAGCAGAAUCUUCAAGUGAACAUGAUGUCAUUCAAACAUAUUCUUCUGAUGUACUAAUUGGAACAAAACCAUUUUACACUUACAUCAAUGAGCAACUAUAUCAAGAUAACGACUAUAAUUUUUUUACAUUAUUUGAAAAUUUUCCUAAUGAACUUUUCAUUGAAAUUUUAUCUUAUUUAAUUGCCACUGAUGCAGUCAUUGCAUUCUCAAAUCUUAAUCAUUGUUUUCAAUGUUUAAUUUUCGAAUUUUGUCAAUCAUUUGAUUUUACAUCAAUUAAUAAAAAUAAAUUUGACAUUAUCUUUCAAGGUCAUAACACAAAUCGAUGGCAUUCAUUAAAACUUUCCGAUGAUAAUAAUACACCUGGACAAUCACUUACUCAUUUAUCUCAAUUAAUUAAUCUUGAAAUUUAUCAAAAAGAAAGAGAAAUAUCAUUUCCUAAUGGUCAAAUAUGGGAACAAAUAAUUCUUUCAUCACUUCCAUUAUUAAAAAGUUUUAAAUUCUAUUUUCAAUUCGCAUAUUAUUAUCACCAAUUCGAUCAAAUUAAACAAGUCAUAGCAACGUUUUCUACACCAUUCUAUGUACUUGAAAAGAAUUGGUUUAUUCGUUGUGAUAUGUCUACUCGUAAUGAUACACAUGACAUGUAUAACAGACAUCGAAAAUUUGCAGUUCUUUAUACAAUACCAUUUCCUUUUGAAACAUUGAUCAUUUUUAAAAUUUCUCCAAAAACAACGAUUUUAAAUUUGUCAAAAAAUAAUAUUGAUCAUCUACGUACCAAUCUAUAUGCAAAUAUUAAAAUAUUAGUAAUUAAAAGCUAUACGAAACGUGAUCAAAAUUUUAAUAGAAGUCUUCAAAUGAAUGCUAACUUGAACAAAGAGCUUACACCAUCAACAAGUUUGAAUGCAUAUGCAAGUGCUGUACCUCAGGCAGGUUCAUCUCAUGGCAUUCAAGUCAUGACUCAUGAAGGCAUUCGUGUGAAUACACAGCUCACACCAUCCGUUGAUGUUUAUGCUGGCAUUCAUGCAACUCAAACGACAAAUUUUAAUUUCACGAAAGAUCCGGUCAUUUCACAUCAACAAGUACAAAGAGGCAUCCAAGUUGGUCUUCAAAAACAAUUGAGUGAAAACUCAAAUUUUGGUCUAUCAACAUCGUUAACUCAAACACCACAUUCGUCUCAAAUGGAGAAGGGUGUUGAAUUUCACUAUAACAAACGGUUCUGA